Messenger RNA from Eruca vesicaria subsp. sativa (arugula), 372 nucleotides. Lineage: Eukaryota; Viridiplantae; Streptophyta; Magnoliopsida; Brassicales; Brassicaceae. The record is from the annotation of a GenBank genome assembly.
AUGUUGAUCGAGCAAUGCAGCAGACCGGUCCAAAAGCAGCUGACAACAAACGACGUGAAACAGACGAAUCUAGCUGUAUCGGGGAAGAAGUUUCAGCAGCUUCUUGACGAAUCAGGGAAAAAGAAGGAGACUAGGGCUUCGGUUUAUGGACCAGACGGGAAGGUUCAUGAGAUUUGGUUUAGUGAUAAUGAGGAGAGGUCGUUGGAGUUGACAAUAGGGUGGAGGAAGUUCGUGGUUGAUUAUGGGCUCAAGGAGUGUUGUGACUUUGUCAAGGUUUGGAUGUUUAGGCACAGAGACACUCAAAAUAUUUGCUUAGCUAUCGAUGCCACAAGGUUCUCUUUCACGAAACAGGUUAGUAAGAGGAUCUCUUGA